AUGGUUGGUGACAACAUUCUCAAACUCGCAGUUCUCAUUGAUGCGGACAAUGCUCAGUCCUCCUUCAUUGAUCUUCUCCUCUCCGAAAUUGCGAAAUACGGUACAGCUUAUGCGAAGCGAGCAUAUGGAGAUUGGACUAGACCCAAUUUGCAGGGCUGGAAGAAUGAACUUCUUAAGCAAUCGAUCCAACCAAUCCAGCAGUUCUCGUAUAUCCAUGGGAAGAAUGCGACCGACUCAGCUAUGAUUAUAGACGCAACGGACCUUCUGUACUCUAACCGAUAUGAUGGGUUCUGCCUCAUCUCAAGCGAUAGUGAUUUCACCCGGCUGGCGGCUCGUAUCCGCGAGUCAGGAGCGACCGUGUACGGAUUCGGUGAGCAUAAAACGCCCAAGGCCUUCGUCGCUGCAUGCGACAAAUUUAUCUACACUGAAAAUCUCGUGCAUCUCGAUGAGCUUGUUCCGCAUGCGGACAGCGUUAUCGUUCCUGAAAAUCAUUUAUCGGCCCGACACACUCAAAAUAAUAGCCGCCUAGCAAAUCAGUCGCGAACAACGGUAGAAGCAGUCUCCGAUGACGAUGGCUGGGCUAGGCUCUCUAACGUCGGUCAGCUCCUCACAAAAAAUUAUCCUGACUUCGACUCUCGUACCUAUGGAUACCAUAAACUCAGUGACCUUAUCACCGCCAUCCCUCUGUUUGAAACUACCCGCCGCUCCCUUCGAAAUGGAUUACCCACGGAGAUCUUGGUACGCGAUAAGCGUAGGAAGCCUAAAGGUUCUGCUACGUAA
Molecule: messenger RNA, 780 nt
Organism: Aspergillus melleus
Lineage: Eukaryota; Fungi; Ascomycota; Eurotiomycetes; Eurotiales; Aspergillaceae
Product: NYN domain-containing protein
Exons: 1
Coding region: 1-780 (259 amino acids)
Molecular function (GO): RNA nuclease activity
Source: RefSeq, a predicted model, not a curated record